This is a messenger RNA of Closterium sp. NIES-67, 1524 nucleotides long. The record is from the annotation of a GenBank genome assembly. Lineage: Eukaryota; Viridiplantae; Streptophyta; Zygnematophyceae; Desmidiales; Closteriaceae.
UCUCCAAGCUGAAGCCUGUCUUGCCGAUAGUCACCUCAUUUGCAGACUUUGUUGAGCUUUUCUUCCCUUCGCCACAGAAGCAGCUUCUAGGUCGGUUUCGCGGAUUGCUGUACUAGCGGCCAGGUCAGCUGUCGAACCAGCCACGUCAUUCCCGUCUGCAGAACUCCCUUCUCCAACUGGUGAAGGGACAGGUUCGGCUAGUGCAGUGAGUACGACAGAAGGGCUUUUGCUUGUCCGAGUUACGAAGACACUCUUCAGUGUCAGACAACGGGUGGACACGGAAAGAGAGACCUGCGAUGUGCAACAGUUGCACGCCUCAACCUUCCCCCUGGGGCACUUUUUGAACGAGCGAAGAGAGCAGAGCAAGAUAUUUUACCGUGAAGUAGCUCGCCAUUGUGGACAUUGAAGGAAAGAAAAAGAGGACACAGCUGGUCCAGGACAGCUCGUUUUAUCUCCCACGUUUCGCUCUCCACGCGUGUCGUCUGGGUUGCCACGGGCUUUGAUCGUGGUCUGGAGACAUAAAGGCACGCCUUACCCUCAUUGCCUCGAGUUCCCGUACCACUGCGUUAUCGGAAUAGUACUCACUGUAUAUCGUAGUGGGGCAUCCUCCCUAAAUAAGUGUUGCCUAGUUCCGUCCGUCCAGACGUCUUCGCCAGCACCUUGUGCUUAAUCGGCGAAAAAUCUUCAACUGGUAACCACGUAACCACUACCAGCCAUGGAUCACGAUAUGAGCUCCAUGGGCCACGAUAUGAGCUCCAUGGGCGGCGGAGGAGGCUCCGCAUCCGCCGGCGUGGACACCUCCAGUCCUAACUACGACCCGGACGCUCCCACCAACAGCACCAGCAGCGCAACCGGCGGGAGCGGGUCCAUGUCGAUGAUGAUGAUGCAGAUGUGGUUUUACUGGGGCCCGAAGGUGACGAUUCUCUUCGAAAACUGGACGACGAGCGGGUGGGGGUUCUACCUGCUCGCGUGCUUCCUCGUGGUCGUCUUCUGCGUGCUCCACGAGUUUCUGACUUCGUUUCGACUGAAGCUGUCCGCCACUCGCCGCUGCCGCGUGAAAGACGCCGAGCAAGGUGCUAGUGACGGCGCUGGCAAAAAAGCCCACCAGUGGCGCUCCCUCCUUGACCGCCUGGCUGUAACGGCAAUAUACGCACUCAACCUGACAUUCAGCUACGCUAUAAUGCUCAUCGUUAUGAGCUUUAACAUCGGCCUCUUUAUUGCGGUGGUUCUCGGCCUCACUAUUGGCUUCUUCUUUUUCGGAGCCAAGAGGCGGAAGAACUCGUCUGAACGGCCGGAGAAUGAGGAGGUGCUUGAAGAAAACUGCUGCGGCGGUGGGACUUCUGAUGCUUGCUGCACUGCUCCAUAGAGGGGAUGUUGUUGGGGUUUUUAAAACUGGUAUAAGAAACAAAUCCUUGUAGAUAAGGGUGGGUAAAUGAGGGCGUUUCCACAAGGAUGUAUCUUUGAUGUGGGUUUGUUCGUAAAUUGUGAUUGUUCUCGUAAGUAGUGACCACCCUUGCUCAUAUG